AAGGGAAGACACUGUUUUACACUUUUUUUUAAUCUCCAUCAUCACCCUUUUCCAACUUCUACAAGGAACCCACAAACCCUAACCAUGGGACCUAUUCUAUUGCUUUAAAAGGGAAGCAAAGAUCAAGCUAAAAGAUUUCCAAUCAUGAGUGCAAACCCUAGCAGUAGCGGUGGCGGUGGUGGUGCUGGCAGUUCUACUGGUGGUGGAGGAGGAGGAGGUUGUGGACCUUGUGGCGCGUGUAAGUUCUUGAGAAGGAAAUGUGUGCCUGGUUGUAUAUUUGAGCCUUAUUUUGACUCGGAGCAAGGCGCAGCCCAUUUUGCAGCGGUGCACAAGGUUUUUGGGGCAAGCAACGUGUCGAAACUGCUCCUCCAUAUCCCGGUUCACAAACGGCUCGAUGCGGUGGUUACCAUAUGUUACGAGGCUCAGGCUCGGCUAAGAGACCCUGUCUAUGGCUGCGUUGCUCACAUCUUUGCUCUUCAACAACAGGUUGUGAAUUUACAAGCCGAGCUAUCGUAUUUACAAGCUCACUUAGCUACACUCGAGCUUCCAUCACCACAGCUGCCGUCUCAGCCACCACAAACACUAAUGGCACCACCUCCUCUCUCGAUAUCGGACCUCCCAUCCGCGCCUUCAGUGCCGGACUCAUGUGACUUAUCGUCUCUUUUUGACCCUAUGGUGCAACCUUCAUGGAUCAUGCAGCAAAGGCAAAUCGAUCCACGCCAAUUUGGAGGGAGCGGCUUAUCUUCAUUAACCGGUGGUGGCGGAAGCAGCGGCGAUCUUCAAGCGUUGGCUCGUGAGCUCCUCCAUAGACAAGGGUCUCCCCAACUGCCAUGCAGCGAUACUUCACCAUCACCGUCUCCGUCCAAGUGAAUCUUGAGUUACUACUGACCCUUAAUUUUGCUUGCCUUGAAAUAUCCGUGCGAACCAUCCUACCAGAGCUUAAUUUUCAUGUUAAAAUAUUUCAUUGGGCAAGUAGCCUUAAUAACUAAUAUUUUCUAU
Messenger RNA from Hibiscus syriacus, 999 nucleotides. RefSeq names its product LOB domain-containing protein 18-like. The transcript has 2 exons. The coding region runs from base 145 to 870 and encodes 241 amino acids. The record is from RefSeq and is a predicted model, not a curated record. Gene Ontology annotation, cellular component: nucleus. Gene Ontology annotation, biological process: hormone-mediated signaling pathway; positive regulation of DNA-templated transcription. Lineage: Eukaryota; Viridiplantae; Streptophyta; Magnoliopsida; Malvales; Malvaceae.